Messenger RNA from Pangasianodon hypophthalmus (striped catfish), 5007 nucleotides. RefSeq names its product ubiquitin carboxyl-terminal hydrolase 22. The record is from RefSeq and is a predicted model, not a curated record. The transcript has 14 exons. Gene Ontology annotation, molecular function: zinc ion binding; cysteine-type deubiquitinase activity. Bases 353 to 1933 code for a protein of 526 amino acids. Lineage: Eukaryota; Metazoa; Chordata; Actinopteri; Siluriformes; Pangasiidae. Gene Ontology annotation, biological process: protein deubiquitination.
GCGCUGCAGAGCUCAUGGUGUACUCUUGAAAUCCGUGUUGCUGUUGCCGACCAUAAAAAUCUGUUGAGUGCAAGUGGAAGUAGCAAAUGUUAAACGCUAGCUAACGCGAUACGGCCAGAAACAGCAGUCUGCAGACCAGCUGAUGUAACAAAGGUCAAGAUAACGAGCAGCACUUUUUCUGAGUAGAUGCCCGCUUUUCGUCCUGGACCUUUCAGUACCAUUAGUGGAUCCGUUUUCAUUCGGAAACCGUGCUGGACAGUUAGCUUGCUAGUGCUGAGAGCUAGUUCACGUUAUUUCUCCUCGGACACGUUUCCUCCCUUUAAACCCCCUCAAGCUGAAUGUGCUUUCUGUCAUGUGUCCGGCCGGGUGCUCCCAUGUGAACGGUUUCAAAGUGGACAAUUGGAAGCAAAACCUGCGAGUCAUAUAUCAGUGCUUUGUGUGGACCGGCACCGCAGAAACCAGGAGACGGAAGCCAACAAGUUCUCAGCAGCCACGUGUACUUGAGCCAAGACCAGUUACAGAGGAAGAGGCAAAGUCGUGUAUCUGUCACAUGUGUGGCGCUCACCUGAACCGGCUGCAUUCGUGCCUAUACUGUGUCUUCUUCGGCUGCUUCUCCAAGAAACACAUCCACGAACACGCCAAAAACAAACGACAUAACCUAGCUAUUGACUUGUUAUAUGGUGGAAUAUACUGCUUCGUUUGUCAAGACUACAUAUACGACAAAGACAUGGAACAGAUCGCCAAAGAAGAACAGAGGAAGGCCUGGAAACUUCAAGGUGUAGGGGAAAAAUAUUCAACAUGGGAGCCCACCAAGCGGGAGCUGGAGCUGCUACGCCAUAAUCCAAAGCGCAGGAAAAUUACUUCCAACUGCACUAUAGGUUUACGGGGCUUGAUCAACUUGGGCAACACAUGCUUCAUGAACUGCAUUGUGCAGGCACUCACGCACACACCCCUGCUGCGUGACUUCUUCCUCUCGGACCGGCACAAGUGUGAGAUGCAGGCCAACUCCUGCCUGGUGUGUGAGAUGUCUCAGCUCUUUCAAGAGUUCUAUUCGGGCCAUCGGUCUCCCCACAUCCCAUUCCGGCUGCUGCACCUGGUGUGGACACACGCGCGUCACCUGGCCGGCUAUGAGCAGCAGGAUGCACAUGAAUUCCUCAUCGCCGCCCUGGAUGUGCUGCACCGCCACUGCAAAGAUGAUGACAACGGGAAGAAAGCCAACAAUCCGAAUCACUGUAACUGCAUCAUUGACCAAAUCUUCACUGGCGGACUACAGUCAGAUGUGACCUGUCAAGUUUGCCAUGGUGUUUCCACUACGAUAGACCCGUUCUGGGACAUCAGUCUGGACCUGCCUGGCUCAUCCACGCCAUUCUGGCCUCUGAGUCCGGGAGGCGACAGUGCUGUGGUUAAUGGAGAGGGUCACAUGACUGGCUCCACCACACUCACAGACUGCCUGCGUCGAUUCACUCGGCCUGAGCAUCUAGGUAGCAGUGCCAAAAUUAAAUGCGGAGGUUGUCAUAGCUAUCAGGAGUCCACCAAACAGCUGACAAUGAAGAAGCUUCCUAUAGUCGCAUGUUUUCAUCUGAAGCGCUUUGAGCAUUCAGCCAAGUUGCGCAGAAAGAUCACUACCUAUGUAUCGUUCCCCUUAGAACUGGACAUGACACCUUUCAUGGCCUCCAGUAAAGAGAGCAGAGUAAAUGGCCAGUACCAGCAAUCAGUAGAUGUAUUAAACAACGACAAUAAAUACUCCCUGUUUGCUGUAGUGAAUCACCAGGGCACAUUAGAAAGUGGCCACUACACCAGUUUCAUCCGCCAGCACAAGGACCAAUGGUUUAAAUGUGACGAUGCCAUCAUCACCAAGGCCAGCAUUAAGGACGUGCUGGACAGUGAAGGGUAUUUGUUAUUCUACCAUAAGCAGUUCCUUGAAUACGAGUAGCUUUAACACACCGAUCUGCUGACUGUGGAGUGCUUCGUUCACCCAGUGAAAGCGGCUGAGAGGGAGAUCACACCUGCAGCAGAGGACACAAUUAACACAAGCCUACCUGAAACUGUGACUACCCAUCGCUUCCUUCCCACACAGGGGCCAAAGCAAAAGAGACGAAAAACAAAAUCAUGCAACACAUUCAAACCAGCACUGAGCUAACCGUUACUUGAUGUGAGAAAAGCGGAGGAGAGGAAGAAAUGCACGACUGCUUUCCGCCUCUCCUGCCACAUUCUCCACCGCUGAAAAAAAACGGAGAGGGUGAAAUGAACUGAUCUGUGAAAACAAGAGUAGAGGGCACAUCUCAACUUUGACUAGUUUUUGUUGUUUUUGUAGAGGUUUUUUUUUUUUUUUUUUCCAAUUUCUAUUUUUUUUUUGUUUUGUUUUGUUAUUCUGUCUUUUCCUCCCCAUGGUGCUCUCAUUCAAACUGACCAAGCGUUAGAAGCCUGCUGGGGUGAGUCAGUGUCUAUUCUGCAUAUGCAUAUGAACUCAAUGCAACAAAAUGUGUUAAAAAAAAAAAAAAAAAUGGACUAGCACAUCAAAGAAGUUUUGCUUUUGAUUUUAUGUUUUUUAAAGAAAUGAUUAUGAAUAUUGUUUGUGAUAUUGGUCAUGAAAUACUGUAUGAAUUCAGUAUCUAGUCUCCAUGUUUUGAAGUGUGGACUUGGCUGAAGCAGUAAAGUAUGUAGGUCUGGGUCAGCACUGCCAUGAAAGCUGAGAGCCUAGGCAAGUCUGUGCUAUUUCCGUUUUCUGUUUAUUUUUAUAUUCUUGAGUGUACGCAAUCCUCAUUCACCUUUUUGGUUUCAGAAUUCUCUUCAACAGGGUUUUGUUGGAGUGCAGUUGUUCCUGUCUGCAGGGUUUCCUUCCCCCAAAUUUAUCAUUUGUAUCUCUGUUGUGUUUUGGUGAGGUAUUAUAAAGCUGAUGUUGGUUCUCUGAUGAAGAGGAGCAGCAGACCUGACCAUUUUUCAAGGCAAUAUUUGGCAAGACCAUUACUACAGUGUUAUUUUACUUGUGAUCUGUGUGCAUCUAUGCGAUUUACCUUUGAUCAUCCCACAAGAGCCAAGCCUGUAGGCCUAUGCAAGGCACGUGUUAAAGGAAGAGUUCACCAGUUUUAAAAAUUUCGACAAGCAUCUUCUUGCCUCAGCUUUAUCUGUAAUUGGUAGAGGCAGUUUUCAUCACUGAACUGUUUGGUCAAACGCAUGCUUUAGAGACCAACUCUCUCACCCAGCAUUUAAAAAAAAAAAAACUGUAUGUACAAGCGAUUACUAAAGGUUGUUUCAUAUCAACAGCACAGCAUGACCGGUAAAGCAAAACAUCUCCGCCGUGCAGAGGUGGUGAGUCAAAACCGUCACACAAGUGGCAAGCAGUCAGAAAUAGACAUGAACUAUGAAAUUGCACUUAGUGCAUGCAUCAGGUUUCAAAUAUUCCAUUAGCUAUAUUAAUGUUAUUAUUCUCACAAACACAAUAAAACAGUAAAAUACAACAAUUUCAUUCUCAUCCUCCUCCAUCUUCCCCAUGAUGCUGUGCUUUUGCCUCCUGCAAAAUGAUGUAACUGUCAAACAGUUUGCAUCACUUCUAUUAUGUUGUAAAUGAUCCCUGUAAUGUGGUAGUGUGGCAGACACACAAAACAGGAACUCUUCCAGGAACCAGUGACCCGGGAUAAGAAUAUGGCCACAGGUUUUGUCCUAACACACAAUUAGUUUGACAUCUGGUCACUUACCUUCAGACGGUAUAAAAUGUGAUUUAAUUUGAGCUUGCCAUGUAGGUGCUUACUGUAAGCAUUUUAAUGGAAGCUGCAUUACUGACUCUUCCUGCUGACCUAAACGUUUCUAUGCCUCUUCUCAGGCCGCAUACAUCCAUAGUAGUAUGGAUAGUAAGGCAUUUGAAAUGUUCCUAAUUUUAUUUUUUUCACACACUACAGCAUGCAUAAGCCUAUGCACUUAAAAGCAUGACAUAGCACAUGGUAACAUAGUGUGUAUUAUGCGGUUAUGGUUUAUUCCCCCAACCCCCCUGCCCCUCCCGAACUGAGUUCCAACACACAACCCCUCCUGCUCUAGAGCACCUGAUAGAUAGUGGGUAAAGGUGGGCUAAGCAAUUUUUAAAACAGUUUUAAGAACACUUUUUCAUAUUUUACUAUUUGGCGUCCUCACAUUUCAGCUUCAGUCAAAGCUGCCAGAAGAAACUCCACUCUCUGUAGCACCCCAGAGUCUGUAAACCACGGGGAAAAUUUUAUGUGGCCCUCCAACAAAUCACGCUAAAUUGGCAUCUCGAGCUGUGUGUUAAUCAUGUUUGGGCUGUUCAACCAUCUUGCGUUAGCCAUUAGGUGUUUUGAGGACAUGGCUUCAGAGGGACCACUAAAGGAAGGGGCUAAAUUUGUUUUUAGCCUAAAUUUGAUUUUUUUUUUUUUUUUUUCAAAGCUUCCAGCUUUAGCUAACCUCUACCAAAAGUAAAAAAAAAAAAUCUUUAUUUAUCUUUAAUAAUCACAAACAGUCCACUCUCAAGAAAGUGUUAUAAUGCAAAUGGGUCGUACUAACCAGCCCUAGAGCAGGAGGUGUGAAUUGUUGGAAUACACAAGGGUCCGUCUCCGGCAGUAUUCUCUGUGGCAUCGUGCCUUGCGCACACUGGUGCCUCUGCACACAAACCCAGUGCUGCUCUUUUAAAUCCAUAUGCUGUUUCCAUGUGGAGCUAAAGACAGAAAAUAACACCAGUAUAUUUGUGUGUCUCUGUGAUUUUAUUAAUAUCACUUUUCACCGAAAGAACUCCUACAUCAAGGUUGCACGGCUUAUGCCAAGUCAGCAGUUGCAGUUGGCAUAUGGUAAUGCCACACCGAAGACCUCAAAAUAUAACUGGUGUGCUUAUGUUAGAUGAGUCUUAGCCAGUUCAUUUGGUCUGCUGCAGAAUUUUUUUCCCUUUCUAUGCCAGAACUAAAUGGGGUGAAGUAAACGAUCAGGGCUUGUCUGGAGUCUCACUAUGGCCAUUUGGUCAUUCAGGGAAACAGGAGAAGUAUUUAACUGAUUAAAACCCAACUGGAA